Messenger RNA from Juglans regia (Persian walnut), 559 nucleotides. Its product is annotated as double-stranded RNA-binding protein 1-like. The coding region runs from base 3 to 425 and encodes 140 amino acids. The record is from RefSeq and is a predicted model, not a curated record. Lineage: Eukaryota; Viridiplantae; Streptophyta; Magnoliopsida; Fagales; Juglandaceae. The transcript is spliced from 2 exons.
AAAUGUUUGUUGGACCCAAAGCCCCUUGGAGUAUCAAUCUAUGCACUAUUAAUGAGGGACAAGCCAAGGAACAUAGAGUUAGUGCUGAAGUCAACUGUUAUCCGUCCAUUGUAUCUUCUGGACCCGAUACCAUUACAUCGAGUGACAGAGCUUCAUUGUCAUCUGACUCAUUACAUGGCUGUGCACCGGAUACAUCCUUUUCUGCCCCAUUCAUGCCUAAAACUGGCCUACCUUCACAUUCUUCUUCAUCUUCAAACUGCUCAACUGAUUUUGAUAUGGAAAGUCUCGUGACACCAGUGGGAAUGAGGUCCUCAUCCUGUAAAACGAUAUAUGUUUUCCCACGGAUGCCAAACAUGACAACUCCUAAAGGCUGCACCGUGUUGCCCAUGAGUGAUGAUAAAUGGGUUGCUUUCUCCCCUGAGUAGCUAAGUUGGUUGGUUGACUAUACUUUAUAGAAGUCUGUCACAUAGAUACUAUUAAUGAACCUGUCCAAUUGUGUAUUGCACAUAUAUAAAUAUGUGAAUGCUGGAUCUAUACAAGAAAGCUAUAUUUUCAGUCA